AUGGACAGACGCCAUGUUUUAUUUGGUUACUCCAUUGGGGGUUUCAAUAGUCAACGCUCCGCCCCAGAACGCUGUUUAACCUGUGGCAUAUUAAUAUUCUCCCAAAUAAGAAGUCGAUAUUAUUCUUCAGCAGGAUCGUUCCUGCUUUUUUUGAUGUGCUCCUCCCAAAAGUUGUUUCUUUCUUUCUUUAUUUCUUUCUUUCUUUCUUUCUUUCUUUCUUAUUACUUAAUCCUCCUGAAAAAUUCUUUCUUUUUUUCUUUCUUUUCUUUCUUUCUUUCUUUUUUCUUUCUUUUUUUUUUUUUUCUUUUCUUUCUUUCUUUCUUUCUUUCUUUUCUUUAUUUAUUUAUUUAUAAUUACUUAAUCCUCCCGAAAAAAUCCUUCUUUCUUUCUUUUUUCUUUCUUUCUUUCUUUCUAAUUAUUUAUCCUCCCGAAAAAUACUUCUUUUCUUUCUUUCUUUCUUUUUUCUUUCUUUCUUUUUUCUUUCUUUCUUUCUCAUUAUUUAUCCUCCCAAAAAACAUUUUUCUUUUCUUUCUUUCUUUCUUUUCUUUCUUAUUACUUAAUCCUCCCGAAAAAUUCUUUCUUUUAUUUCUUUUUUCUUUCUUUCUUUCUUUCUUUCUUUCUAAUUAUUUAGUCCUCCGAAAAUUCUUUUCGUUCUUUCUUUCUUUCUUUCUUUUUUCUUUAUUUAUUUAUUUAUUCCUAAUUACUUAG
This is a messenger RNA of Acanthosepion pharaonis, 708 nucleotides long. NCBI's taxonomy places the organism in Eukaryota, Metazoa, Mollusca, Cephalopoda, Sepiida, Sepiidae. The record is from the annotation of a GenBank genome assembly.